AUGGAUUCCAUGUGGCAAGCCGUCAAGGCCUACUUCGGCGAGAACCCCAUCCAGUUACACACCCACUGCUGUGAUCUGAAACCCCCCAAAGCCCGCAAUGAGAACAUCAACUUCGGGGUCGAGAUUCCCGAGGACGUGAUGGGGCUCUUCUCCGCCAUCGGCGACACCAGCCGGCCUCCCUGUACGUGCGACGGCAUGGAUGCCCUCGUGGCACAUAUCGACGCCUUCAUCCGCGCCGCCCCUGCUCGCCGGCCGGAGGACUAUACCUUGCACAGCGGGAAACAGGACCAGUCCUCCGAGGACGUCUGCCGGUUCGCCAUGCGGGACGCGCUGCAGUGGUGGACGGUGUGGCACGGCUCGCUGGAGCACCACAAGUGGAAGCACCUGUACCUGGCGCUGUGCACCAUCUCGGACGACCUGGUCAUCCCCCCGCAGGAUCUGGCGGAUGGCACCUUCACGCUGCUGGGUCACUCGCUGGCCGAUAUCCUGGCGGGGCUGCGCGCGGAGCACGUCCACCCGGAGGAGAUCAAGCUCCUCGAGAUGCUCACCUGGCGCCAGUACAUCAUGCAGUACGUGGAGAAAGUGGAUGGGGGCCUCCGGCCCUUGCUCCUGGGCAAGACCACAAUGAUGACCCAGUUCCGCGUCAUGACGGCGGGGGUUCACAACGUCGCCAUCAUCCUCCUCGCCGCCCGCGGGGCCCGGUCGCGCGGACCCCAGGAUGCCGCCGUGGAGAUGGCCGCCAUCUGCGACUGUCUGUCCAUGGACAUCGCCAAGGAGGCGCUGGGGAUCCUGCAGGGCGAGAAGACCGAGGCCGUGGCCGGGCGGAACCGCGUCCAGCUCAAGCGCGAGCUGCGCUGGUUGUAUAUUCGGUGCGUCGAGCACCUCGAUACCCAACCCGGGGCGGCCUACCUCCGGCGAUAUGCCACGGGAGGCUAUAUCUUCGUGCCGUUGAUGGACCGGUACCGCGAACGGGCGCGCAAGGGAGCCCGCACCCCCAUGUCAACGAGAAGGAGAAUGUGCUACAUGCUCUCACGCGGUUUCCGUUGA
This is a messenger RNA of Aspergillus aculeatinus CBS 121060, 1047 nucleotides long. RefSeq lists its product as uncharacterized. The coding region runs from base 1 to 1047 and encodes 348 amino acids. The transcript has 2 exons. The record is from RefSeq and is a predicted model, not a curated record. Lineage: Eukaryota; Fungi; Ascomycota; Eurotiomycetes; Eurotiales; Aspergillaceae.